This is a messenger RNA of Strongylocentrotus purpuratus (purple sea urchin), 8233 nucleotides long. Its product is annotated as multiple epidermal growth factor-like domains protein 6. Gene Ontology annotation, cellular component: membrane. The transcript has 7 exons. The coding region runs from base 80 to 7789 and encodes 2569 amino acids. Lineage: Eukaryota; Metazoa; Echinodermata; Echinoidea; Camarodonta; Strongylocentrotidae. The record is from RefSeq and is a predicted model, not a curated record.
GAUCACAUCGAUGGAAUAUGCACUUGUAAAUCUGGAUGGACUGGGGAAGUGUGUGCUGAAAAGUGUCCAGUAGGAUCUUAUGGGAACGAAUGCCUGCAACAGUGCCAGUGUGUUAAUAGAGGAACUUGUCAUCAUGUUAGUGGAGCUUGUUCCUGUGCUCCAGGAUGGCAAGGUGUCACUUGUGCUGAGCCCUGCAACGAAAACUUCUAUGGACAAGACUGCCAGGAGCGCUGUCAGUGCCAGAAUGGUGCCACAUGUGAUAAGCUGGAUUGGAGAGACAUGUUCUGAGAUGUGUCCAGAAAACUUCUUUGGCGAAGGUUGUCGAACGGAUUGCCUGUGCCAGAACGGAGCACAUUGCCAUCAUAAGGAUGGUCACUGCGAUUGCAGUCCUGGGUGGACGGGUGAUCUCUGCGAUGAAAGAUGUCCACAAGGUUCAUACGGAAUGAACUGUGAAUAUGGAUGCUUGUGUGAAAAUGGAGCUGAAUGCAAUCAUGUCGACGGCACUUGUUCAUGCCUGGCUGGCUGGCGAGGACAAUUCUGUACGGAUACCUGUGCGGAUGGUACCUUCGGAUUGAACUGUUGGACUGGCAUGGCAUGCAGUGCACGUUGCCAGGAUGGAUUUUUCGGACAAGACUGCCGACAGUUAUGUCAAUGCCAGAAUGAUGGCACAUGCGAUCACAUCGAUGGAAUAUGCACUUGCUGGAUUGGAGAGACAUGUUCUGAGAUAUGUCCAGAAAACUUCUUUGGCGAAGGUUGUCGAACGGAUUGCCUGUGCCAGAACGGAGCACAUUGCCAUCAUAAGGAUGGUCACUGCGAUUGCAGUCCUGGGUGGACGGGUGAUCUCUGCGAUGAAAGAUGUCCACAAGGUUCAUACGGAAUGAACUGUGAAUAUGGAUGCUUGUGUGAAAAUGGAGCUGAAUGCAAUCAUGUCGACGGCACUUGUUCAUGCCUGGCUGGCUGGCGAGGACAAUUCUGUACGGAUACCUGUGCGGAUGGUACCUUCGGAUUGAACUGUGAGAAUGAAUGUCAGUGUCUUAACGAUGGCGCAUGUGACCCUGUUUCCGGGUCAUGCAGCUGCCAACCUGGAUGGACUGGGGACUUGUGUACUGAGGUUUGCCCGACAGACACCUAUGGAUUAGGAUGUACUGUGGAAUGCAGAUGUCAAAAUGGAGGCACCUGUUUUCAUGUGGAUGGAUCAUGCAGGUGUGGUAAAGGUUUUAUUGGAGAAACAUGUGAACAAGAAUGUCCAGAAGGGUUCUAUGGGCUUGAAUGCUCACAACAGUGCCAAUGUGAAAAUGGAGGAACAUGCAACCACAUAGAUGGCUCAUGCACGUGUACUGCUGGUUGGAUAGGACUAGAUUGCAAAUCCCCUUGUGGAGACAGCUCCUUUGGUCUACAAUGCCGGGAAGUUUGCGCCUGUCGAAACAAUGCUUCGUGCAACCAUAUCGAUGGGAGUUGUUUAUGCCAACCAGGAUGGAUAGGAGAUUUGUGUGAAAACAGAUGUCCAGAGGGACGUUACGGCAAUGCUUGUAUGCUUCUUUGUGGUUGCACAAGUGGUGGAUUGUGUGACCAUGUUGAUGGUUCAUGUAAUUGUUUUCCAGGUUGGACUGGCAUGGCAUGCAGUGCACGUUGCCAGGAUGGAUUUUUCGGACAAGACUGCCGACAGUUAUGUCAAUGCCAGAAUGAUGGCACAUGCGAUCACAUCGAUGGAAUAUGCACUUGUAAAUCUGGAUGGACUGGGGAAGUGUGUGCUGAAAAGUGUCCAGUAGGAUCUUAUGGGAACGAAUGCCUGCAACAGUGCCAGUGUGUUAAUAGAGGAACUUGUCAUCAUGUUAGUGGAGCUUGUUCCUGUGCUCCAGGAUGGCAAGGUGUCACUUGUGCUGAGCCCUGCAACGAAAACUUCUAUGGACAAGACUGCCAGGAGCGCUGUCAGUGCCAGAAUGGUGCCACAUGUGAUAAUCUAGAUGGGUCCUGCCUUUGCGGACCUGGAUGGAUCGGGGAGUUCUGUGAACAAGCGUGCCCUUUUGGACUUUUCGGAUCUGGUUGUUUACAACAGUGUCGAUGUGCAAAUGGUGGAAGUUGCAGUAACAUUGAUGGGUCUUGUUCUUGUUCUCCGGGUUGGACUGGACAGCUUUGUAAUGAGAGAUGCAGAGAAGGAUUCUUUGGUCAUGGAUGUCAUGAAAUAUGUCAAUGCCAGAAUGAUGGUACAUGCGAUUACAUCGAUGGUUCAUGUACUUGUAAACCGGGAUGGACUGGACCAAGAUGUCACCAACCAUGUCCUCUUGGUACGUUCGGAACUGGGUGUUCACAGGAAUGCCUAUGUCAAAACGGAGCACACUGUAAUCAGACAGAUGGAACCUGCACUUGUUCAUCAGGUUGGAUGGGGGAAGUCUGUGAUGUUGGAUGUCAGGAAGGGUUUUAUGGACUUGACUGCAGAGCUGUGUGUUCUUGCGUGAACGGUGCGAAUUGUAGCCACACCAGUGGUUCAUGCUUUUGUGCACCAGGCUGGAUUGGAGAGACAUGUUCUGAGAUGUGUCCAGAAAACUUCUUUGGCGAAGGUUGUCGAACGGAUUGCCUGUGCCAGAACGGAGCACAUUGCCAUCAUAAGGAUGGUCACUGCGAUUGCAGUCCUGGGUGGACGGGUGAUCUCUGCGAUGAAAGAUGUCCACAAGGUUCAUACGGAAUGAACUGUGAAUAUGGAUGCUUGUGUGAAAAUGGAGCUGAAUGCAAUCAUGUCGACGGCACUUGUUCAUGCCUGGCUGGCUGGCGAGGACAAUUCUGUACGGAUACCUGUGCGGAUGGUACCUUCGGAUUGAACUGUGAGAAUGAAUGUCAGUGUCUUAACGAUGGCGCAUGUGACCCUGUUUCCGGGUCAUGCAGCUGCCAACCUGGAUGGACUGGGGACUUGUGUACUGAGGUUUGCCCGACAGACACCUAUGGAUUAGGAUGUACUGUGGAAUGCAGAUGUCAAAAUGGAGGCACCUGUUUUCAUGUGGAUGGAUCAUGCAGGUGUGGUAAAGGUUUUAUUGGAAAAACAUGUGAACAAGAAUGUCCAGAAGGGUUCUAUGGGCUUGAAUGCUCACAACAGUGCCAAUGUGAAAAUGGAGGAACAUGCAACCACAUAGAUGGCUCAUGCACGUGUACUGCUGGUUGGAUAGGACUAGAUUGCAAAUCCCCUUGUGGAGACAGCUCCUUUGGUCUACAAUGCCGGGAAGUUUGCGCCUGUCGAAACAAUGCUUCGUGCAACCAUAUCGAUGGGAGUUGUUUAUGCCAACCAGGAUGGAUAGGAGAUUUGUGUGAAAACAGAUGUCCAGAGGGACGUUACGGCAAUGCUUGUAUGCUUCUUUGUGGUUGCACAAGUGGUGGAUUGUGUGACCAUGUUGAUGGUUCAUGUAAUUGUUUUCCAGGUUGGACUGGCAUGGCAUGCAGUGCACGUUGCCAGGACGGAUUUUUCGGACAAGACUGCCGACAGUUAUGUCAAUGCCAGAAUGAUGGCACAUGCGAUCACAUCGAUGGAAUAUGCACUUGUAAAUCUGGAUGGACUGGGGAAGUGUGUGCUGAAAAGUGUCCAGUAGGAUCUUAUGGGAACGAAUGCCUGCAACAGUGCCAGUGUGUUAAUAGAGGAACUUGUCAUCAUGUUAGUGGAGCUUGUUCCUGUGCUCCAGGAUGGCAAGGUGUCACUUGUGCUGAGCCCUGCAACGAAAACUUCUAUGGACAAGACUGCCAGGAGCGCUGUCAGUGCCAGAAUGGUGCCACAUGUGAUAAUCUAGAUGGGUCCUGCCUUUGCGGACCUGGAUGGAUCGGGGAGUUCUGUGAACAAGCGUGCCCUUUUGGACUUUUCGGAUCUGGUUGUUUACAACAGUGUCGAUGUGCAAAUGGUGGAAGUUGCAGUAACAUUGAUGGGUCUUGUUCUUGUUCUCCGGGUUGGACUGGACAGCUUUGUAAUGAGAGAUGCAGAGAAGGAUUCUUUGGUCAUGGAUGUCAUGAAAUAUGUCAAUGCCAGAAUGAUGGUACAUGCGAUUACAUCGAUGGUUCAUGUACUUGUAAACCGGGUUGGACUGGACCAAGAUGUCACCAACCAUGUCCUCUUGGUACGUUCGGAACUGGGUGUUCACAGGAAUGCCUAUGUCAAAACGGAGCACACUGUAAUCAGACAGAUGGAACCUGCACUUGUUCAUCAGGUUGGAUGGGGGAAGUCUGUGAUGUUGGAUGUCAGGAAGGGUUUUAUGGACUUGACUGCAGAGCUGUGUGUUCUUGCGUGAACGGUGCGAAUUGUAGCCACACCAGUGGUUCAUGCUUUUGUGCACCAGGCUGGAUUGGAGAGACAUGUUCUGAGAUGUGUCCAGAAAACUUCUUUGGCGAAGGUUGUCGAACGGAUUGCCUGUGCCAGAACGGAGCACAUUGCCAUCAUAAGGAUGGUCACUGCGAUUGCAGUCCUGGGUGGACGGGUGAUCUCUGCGAUGAAAGAUGUCCACAAGGUUCAUACGGAAUGAACUGUGAAUAUGGAUGCUUGUGUGAAAAUGGAGCUGAAUGCAAUCAUGUCGACGGCACUUGUUCAUGCCUGGCUGGCUGGCGAGGACAAUUCUGUACGGAUACCUGUGCGGAUGGUACCUUCGGAUUGAACUGUGAGAAUGAAUGUCAGUGUCUUAACGAUGGCGCAUGUGACCCUGUUUCCGGGUCAUGCAGCUGCCAACCUGGAUGGACUGGGGACUUGUGUACUGAGGUUUGCCCGACAGACACCUAUGGAUUAGGAUGUACUGUGGAAUGCAGAUGUCAAAAUGGAGGCACCUGUUUUCAUGUGGAUGGAUCAUGCAGGUGUGGUAAAGGUUUUAUUGGAGAAACAUGUGAACAAGAAUGUCCAGAAGGGUUCUAUGGGCUUGAAUGCUCACAACAGUGCCAAUGUGAAAAUGGAGGAACAUGCAACCACAUAGAUGGCUCAUGCACGUGUACUGCUGGUUGGAUAGGACUAGAUUGCAAAUCCCCUUGUGGAGACAGCUCCUUUGGUCUACAAUGCCGGGAAGUUUGCGCCUGUCGAAACAAUGCUUCGUGCAACCAUAUCGAUGGGAGUUGUUUAUGCCAACCAGGAUGGAUAGGAGAUUUGUGUGAAAACAGAUGUCCAGAGGGACGUUACGGCAAUGCUUGUAUGCUUCUUUGUGGUUGCACAAGUGGUGGAUUGUGUGACCAUGUUGAUGGUUCAUGUAAUUGUUUUCCAGGUUGGACUGGCAUGGCAUGCAGUGCACGUUGCCAGGAUGGAUUUUUCGGACAAGACUGCCGACAGUUAUGUCAAUGCCAGAAUGAUGGCACAUGCGAUCACAUCGAUGGAAUAUGCACUUGUAAAUCUGGAUGGACUGGGGAAGUGUGUGCUGAAAAGUGUCCAGUAGGAUAUUAUGGGAACGAAUGCCUGCAACAGUGCCAGUGUGUUAAUAGAGGAACUUGUCAUCAUGUUAGUGGAGCUUGUUCCUGUGCUCCAGGAUGGCAAGGUGUCACUUGUGCUGAGCCCUGCAACGAAAACUUCUAUGGACAAGACUGCCAGGAGCGCUGUCAGUGCCAGAAUGGUGCCACAUGUGAUAAUCUAGAUGGGUCCUGCCUUUGCGGACCUGGAUGGAUCGGGGAGUUCUGUGAACAAGCGUGCCCUUUUGGACUUUUCGGAUCUGGUUGUUUACAACAGUGUCGAUGUGCAAAUGGUGGAAGUUGCAGUAACAUUGAUGGGUCUUGUUCUUGUUCUCCGGGUUGGACUGGACAGCUUUGUAAUGAGAGAUGCAGAGAAGGAUUCUUUGGUCAUGGAUGUCAUGAAAUAUGUCAAUGCCAGAAUGAUGGUACAUGCGAUCACAUCAAUGGUUCAUGUACUUGUGAACCGGGAUGGACUAGAGCCAUAUGCGAUGAAAGGUGUGUUCGAGGUUUCUUUGGAAAAGAUUGUCUUGAACUUUGCGUGUGCCAGAAUAAUUCAUCAUGCAGCCACAUCGAUGGAUCAUGUACCUGUUCGUCCGGAUGGAUUGGUGACAUAUGUGAUCAGAAAUGUCCAGAGGGAUUCUUUGGUAGUGAGUGCUUAGGGCGAUGUCAUUGUGAAAUUGGUGGAGCUUGCCAUCAUGUCGAUGGAUCAUGCUCCUGUAAACCAGGCUGGAUUGGACCUACGUGUAGAGACUGGUGUGAAGAGGGUUUCUAUGGCCAAGAUUGUCAAGAAACAUGCUUGUGCCAGAAUUACGGAACGUGUCACCAUGUCACUGGAUUCUGUAUUUGCCAAUCUGGAUUCAUAGGAUCCAUGUGUGAAGAAACAUGUCCUCCAGGAUAUUAUGGGUACAACUGUGUGGAUGUAUGUACUUGUCAUAACAUCACAUCGUGCAACCCAAUGGAUGGUACGUGUAAUUGUCCUCCUGGAUGGUUCGGUUUACAGUGUAAUGAAUCGUGUUCAAGGGGUUACUUUGGACAUAUGUGCCAGGAGCCUUGUGGAUGUCAAAACGUUGCAGAGUGCAAUCACAUAGAUGGGGCGUGCACUUGUCAGCAAGGAUGGAUCGGGGAACUGUGUGACGAAAGAUGUUCUUCUGGUUACUAUGGUCACCAAUGUUCUCUUAUCUGCCAGUGUCAAAAUGGUGCCGCCUGUCAUCAUGUAAAUGGUUCUUGUGCCUGUUCAGCUGGAUGGAUGGGGGAGAUCUGUGCUACACCUUGUCCAGAAGGCCGAUUCGGUUCCAACUGCACCGAGCUCUGCCGCUGUGAAGAAAAUGGACGUUGUAAUGCUGCUGAUGGGUCGUGCUCAUGUGAUCGUGGCUGGGAAGGCAUGUAUUGUGGACAGCAGUGCCCUGAAGGGUUCUUUGGACAGAAUUGUGCAGAGAAAUGUUCAUGUCAGAAUGGCGGUUCAUGUGACCCGGUGGAUGGUUCAUGCUUAUGUAAUGCUGGAUGGAGAGGGCCCAACUGCGCUGAAAGCUGUCCAGAUGGCACAUUCGGUAUCGGUUGUUCCGAAGUAUGCUCAUGUAACCAGCACGGUACUUGUGACCCAGAAGUUGGAUGCGUGUGUGACGCAGGAUGGUUAGGACAGGGUUGUAACAGCGUCUGUCCUGAUGGCACGUAUGGUCUAAAAUGUUCUUCGACAUGCGACUGUAGCACGAACAGCUCGUGUCAUAAUGAACUUGGCUGCUUGUGUGACCCAGGAUUAACUGGUCCUCGGUGUGAGGAACUGUGCGCCAAUGACACUUACGGCCCAGUAUGUGCCCAUACUUGCGCAUGUAUGAACGGUGGAGUUUGUGAUCCCGUCCUUGGGUGCAUAGACUGUCUUCCAGGAUGGAUAGGUGUCGGGUGUAAAGAUCAAUGUCAAGACGGUACCUUUGGUCUCCAUUGCAGCUCGGUGUGUAAUUGUCAGCUGACUGACUUCUGUGAUCCAGAGACUGGAUACUGCCAAGACCUCUACGUUGCUGCUGUUGAGACCAAAGAGCCAAGUUCCAAACAAGACCAGUUAGGAGUGAUCACUGGUGUCACUGUUGGGAGUGCUAUAGUGAUAUUUGUUGUUGUUGCAGUAAUUGCCUACGUCAUUCGACGGGUAAAGCACCGACCACCACAAGCAAUUAACAGUGUUCCAAAAGCCACUGAUGGUCGUUCUCAUCGGGUAGACAUUAAUGGUGAUAAACUAGACGUAAUCAAUCAAAACUUAUUAGGCAAACCGGGAUCGCAGUCGGAUUGGAAGUCAACAUCGAAUGGUGAUACGGAAGAGACACGACAGCAGUACUUGGAAGGAAGCGUCGAGGUCAUCAGCGUUCGUAUGCCAGAGGAUGACAUCGUCGAGCGGGAAUCCAGCUUAUAAUAUCCUGCGAGUCAUUGUGUGUGGCUGCUCUAAGCAUAUAUUUAAAAAAAUGAAAAUAAUGCCAAAUCGUUUGUAGCUCCAUUUUGCUCUCUAAUGCUUUUAACAAAUUCGAUCCAAAUUGGACCAAAAGAUUCCAUGUGGAAAUGUGCCCUUCUUAUUUUCAUGCACUGUAAGCGAUGAGAGAAAACACUGUUCUUUAAUCCGUAUGAUUGUCUCGCCCUCUAGGCGAUUACAAUAACUCUGCAGCGGGAUAAUCCAUGCAACUAUUUGGCAAUGAUUCCUAACAUGGUUAAUGCUUUGCUACUUCAUAAUAUUUUGUAUAAUUUGUAUAAUAAUCAUGAUGAAAAUUGUCUGUUUAGUUAGUUGCAGUCCAUAAGAUGGUUGCAAGGUUCAUACCAAAGGAAUGUUGAUUCAUUUAGUUGGCUUGUUUUCAACGUGAUACGA